AAAUAGACUGAUCCCGAAACAAGGAAGUAUGGCGGAGGGUGGAAAACAAUCAGACGACGAAAAUCCUUUUUCGUUUAAAAAUUUCGUGACAAAGAAAGAUACUAAAGAUUCCGUCGUAGAAUCAUCAAGCGCAGAUGAUGAAUUUGAUAUUUUUGCAAUUCCCGAUGUAAUGCCAUCCAAACGGCGUGAACAAUCGAAAAAAAUAGUUGUUAUAGAAGCAGAUGAUGAUUUACCUACUCAAAGAAAAAAAGGAAAGUCAGAUAACCCAUUCUCUUUCAAGAAGUUUUUGUCAGGGCCAGUUAAACCAUCUAAUGGCUCAGUUAAUAUACCAACAAUUGAAAACACACACUCAGCUCCACACCCAAAGACAACUACCAGUAUUGGUUCUACCAGCAAUAUGCCAAUACCCUCUGAUUUACCCGACUUUGUACAGGACCAUUACUCAGAUAACAAACGUGCAAGACAAUUAAAAAAAUUGCCCAAUGCGAAUCAGGAUGAAGUUCCUUCAUUUGCAGAUGUUAAUGAACAGCUGGAUAGUGUGGAUAAAGUACUGCUUAAAAGCAGCUCAAAUACACCUCUCAGUGACAAAGUAAAAACACCAAGUGUGAUGAAUAUUAGUAGUAGUUUAGAAGACAUCGAUCAAUUUUCAGACACUCUUGUUUCUAGCUCAUCUGACUUGAUAGCUAGUCUACCUGAUUUUCUAAGUGAUGGUGCUAUAAAUUCGAGCAGGGUGCAGUCUAAUAACACUUCACACUCUCUGAGCGAAGAGAACCCAGAACUCAAAUUGUUACAAGCUGAAAAUGACAGAUUAAGAAGGCAUUUAGAAGAAACUAGGAGGCUUCAGACACAAGAUGCGUUAAGGGUAAGUGAACUACAACAACAAUUAGUGGCUCAGAAGAAGAAGGAGGCAGAAGAGACAGCAGCCAUGGAACAUGCAAUGGAAAAAGUGGAAGAAAACCUCUCACUGACUACGAAACGAGCUGUUCAGGCAGAAAGUACUGUAACAAGACUGAAACAGGAAUUAAAGGCUGCUCAGCAUGAAAUAAAAUCUCUGCAAGCAGAAAACACCCUGCUGCUCUCUGGAGACACUUUUCUUCGCGAUAUCAAAGAGCGGACCAGCUACGUGGCUGACCAGCUUUCCUCUGCCACAAAUGCAGCAGAAACUAACCUCCGACAACUGUUGAACGGAGUAGGACAACUGAAGUUAUUCUCGCAAGUGCUCUCGUCAAUAGACAAGAUCAGCGAAGCACCUUCAGAUUCCACCUUCCAAAAUAAGCCGAAUACUUGACAAAAACAUACAAUCAUACCUCAUAUAGAAACCUUGGGACCUUAAGAAUAUGUGAAAUGGUGAAGUUUUGAAAAUCAAAUCGAUUUACAAAUAUAUCAUCAACAACAUACAAAACCUACUAAGCCACUAGAUGCGUCCAUCGCUUGUGAACAACUUGGCGCCACCUCGGAAUUAGAAUUUCCUUGUUUAUUGAUUCCUCUCAAAUCAAUGUUACAAUUGGUUAGAACAUAGGCCCGUAACCAGGUCAUGGGGCCCGACCCCUCCCCCAGCUGGCUAUCGAGUUAGGAAUUAAAAAAGGGCCUACUGCAAAUAUUUCUUUCAUGAAACGAUCCACAGUAAACUCUAUCUGAAUACAAAAGAACAGAUGUGUUUGAUUGUCCCUGAUAAACAAGAGGAUUAGCACUUAUUUAAACGCCAGUAGAGAUAAGCCUCUUGGAAAUGUUUUAUAAUCGCCUUGCACUCACAUCUCCGAUCAGUCAAUUUCCACUUUUGAUCAUGAAUGCUUCAUCUAUCAAUGGUUGAUGUAUUGCGUUUCUGAUUUACCAAGGAAAGAGACGUAGCUAAUGGAAGCAACUGAUACGGGAUGUGUUAGGUCUGAAAAUUGCGGAUAUUAAUAAGUUGUGAAAAACAAAUAAUGUUGGAAGCAAUUAGAGCGGUGAUAUGGAUAAUCGUCAUAAAUUUGAACCGGUUAGUUUCUUUGUCGAAGUCCAAGGCCCAUACCUUCGCCAAAAAUGAAUGGACCGGAACGAGUCAUACUUCAUCUGAAAGUCAUCUAGGUAGACUCACACACCAAAUAUCAGGUCAAUAUCGUCAAGCGUUUUGAAAGGAAAAGGAAAUGCCAGUCGGACGGACGGACAGUCUGACUGCUUUAUGCCACAUUACCGGGGGGCAUAAAAAUCAGCUCUAAAUCUGAAAGAGUUGUGUUAUCAACUUUUCGGAAAUCGAUUCUUAUAGAGAAAAAAACAAGGCCCAUAACUUCGCCAAAAUUCCAUUGACCGGAACAAAUUUCACUAUUCGCCUGUUGUUCAUGUAGGUAGACUCCCACACCAAAAAUCAGCUCAAUAUCUGAAAGUGUGAGUUAAAAACCUCUGGAGAACAGUUAUUUUAGAGACAAUUUCAAAGUCCAAUCUGAUGUCGAAGUUGCAGACGAUUGUUAUGGUUUUAUCUGUGUUGAUGAUGGUGAAAGUACACAUCUGUAGUAGAUUAUAAACAUUUGAUUAGGAAUUUACCUUCAAACUUGAGAGGAGGUUUGAAUUCAAAGAGAAAGUGAUAUUAUGGAUAUAUGUCAGUUAUACUUUGAUACAUUUCUUAAUAAAGGUUUUUAAUUUUCAAA
Messenger RNA from Dreissena polymorpha, 2621 nucleotides. Its product is annotated as endosome-associated-trafficking regulator 1-like. Gene Ontology annotation, cellular component: recycling endosome; centrosome; ciliary basal body. The transcript is spliced from 8 exons. The record is from RefSeq and is a predicted model, not a curated record. Gene Ontology annotation, biological process: positive regulation of protein localization to cilium; regulation of cytokinesis; positive regulation of cilium assembly. Lineage: Eukaryota; Metazoa; Mollusca; Bivalvia; Myida; Dreissenidae. The coding region runs from base 29 to 1288 and encodes 419 amino acids.